AUGAGGAACAUGGCGGACGGGGUCAACGGCAGCUCGGGAGGCAGCAGCAACGCUAAUGGCGUUCAUGGCGUUCAUGGCAACGGCAACGUUGUUAAUGGCAAUAAUGGCCCAGCCUAUGUGAAUGGAAACCCCCAGCUUGCCCAUCGACUGAAGGCUCAACGUAAGGCAUCAAGCCCAAUGGCCCCGACCUUUAUGGUUUCUGCGCCGGGCAAGGUCAUUGUCUUCGGGGAGCAUGCGGUUGUCCAUGGAAAGGCUGCGAUUGCUGCUGCCAUAUCCAUGCGCUCGUACCUACACGUAACCACUCUCUCCAAGUCUCGAAGGACCAUAUCUCUCCGCUUCCCCGACAUCGGCCUCGAGCACACGUGGAACAUCGACGAUCUGCCAUGGGAGCUGUUUCACAGCCCGGCCAAGAAGAAAUACUACUACAGCCUCGUGACCGGGCUGGAUGACGAACUCGUCGCCGCCCUCCAGCCCUAUCUCGCCACCAUAUCACCCCACAAGCAGGGAGAGGCGCGCAAGGUGCACCAGAAUGCCGCUCUUGGCUUCCUCUAUCUGUUCCUGUCUCUCGGGAGCCAGUCAUUCCCGGGCUGCCUGUACACGCUACGAUCUACCAUCCCUAUCGGGGCUGGACUCGGAAGCAGUGCGUCCAUCGCGGUGUGCGUGGCCGCCGCCCUGCUCCUGCAGCUGCGGACGCUGUCGGGCCCCCACCCGGACCAGCCUGCGGAGGAGGCCCUCCUGCAGCUCGAACGCAUCAACCGCUGGGCCUUUGUGUACGAAAUGUGCAUCCACGGCAACCCCUCGGGUGUCGACAACACCGUCGCGACGCAAGGCAAAGCCGUGGUGUUUCAGCGCACCGAUUACACCAAGCCCCCGACGGUGCGACCGCUGUGGGAUUUCCCGGAGCUCCCGCUGCUCCUCAUCGAUACCAUGCAGGCCAAGUCGACGGCGAACGAAGUGGCCAAAGUGGCCCGGCUGCGCGACACGCACCCGAACCUCGUGGGCAGCAUCCUGGAUGCCAUUGACCGGGUCACGGGAACGGCGGACACGCUCCUGGGCGACGACUUUGAUGCCGAGGACGAGGACAACCUGCGCCAGAUUGGCGAGCUCAUGACUAUCAAUCACGGCUUGCUGGUGUCGUUGGGCGUGUCGCACCCGCGCCUGGAGCGCAUCCGCGAGCUGGUGGACCACGAGGGCAUCGGUUGGACCAAGCUCACGGGGGCCGGAGGCGGCGGGUGCUCCAUCACGCUUCUCCGGCCGGGCAUCGGCCCUGCCAAGUUGGUUCGCUUGUACGGCCAGCUCCAGGAGGAAGGGUACCGGACAUUUGAGAUGACGCUCGGGGGGGAUGGCGUCGGCGUGCUGUGGCCGGCUGUGCUCAAGAACGGCAUGGACGAGGAUCACGCCGGCGGCAUGGAAAUUGACCUGGAGAAGUUCCUCAAUGCCGAGGGCAACGAGGGCGUGGAGCGGCUAGUGGGCGUACACGGCAGCACGGGCGAGAGGGGGGGCUGGAAGUUUUGGAGGGUUGAGAAUGAGUGA
This is a messenger RNA of Sodiomyces alkalinus F11, 1533 nucleotides long. RefSeq names its product mevalonate kinase. NCBI's taxonomy places the organism in Eukaryota, Fungi, Ascomycota, Sordariomycetes, Glomerellales, Plectosphaerellaceae. The record is from RefSeq and is a predicted model, not a curated record. Gene Ontology annotation, biological process: isoprenoid biosynthetic process; ergosterol biosynthetic process. The transcript has 2 exons. Gene Ontology annotation, cellular component: cytoplasm. The coding region runs from base 1 to 1533 and encodes 510 amino acids. Gene Ontology annotation, molecular function: mevalonate kinase activity; ATP binding.